ACGUGAAAACACCCGUCGCUCCCGUCCCGUAACCGCGACGACUAAAUUCCCCCAUUCAAUUCUUCGCCGGAACCCUAGCUAGCCCCGACCGCCGGCCGAUGGGCAAGGGCCGCCCCCUCCCCGCCACCACCGCAUCCCCUUCCGGCUGCAGCUUCGGCUCCGACGCCCCCAUCCCGGAGGCGCCGGUGUUCCGCCCGACGGAGGAGGAGUUCGCGGACCCGCUUGCCUACGUCGCGCGCAUCCGCCCCGUCGCCGAGCGCUACGGUAUCUGCCGCAUCGUGCCCCCGCCGUCCUGGUCGCCGCCGAAGGCCCUCGACGUCGCCGCCCUCUCCUUCCCCACCAAGCGGCAGCCCAUCCACCGCCUCCUCGCCCGCCCGGCCCCCGCCGACCCGGACACCUUCCUCCUCGACUACGCCCGCUUCCUCAAGGCUUACCGCGGGCCGCCGGGGCGGGGCCUGCCCAAGCUCCCGGAUGGCCGCCCGCUUGACCUCUGCCGCCUGUUCCACGCUGUGAAGCGCUUCGGCGGCUACGACGGCGCCUGCAAGGGGAGGCGAUGGGAUGACGUCGUCCGUCUCGUUGACGACAGGGCGCGCAGGCAUGUGCCUGAGUGCGCCAAGCACGUGCUCGCGCAGCUCUACCACGAGCAUCUCUACGCGUACGAGAAGUUCACCAGCAAACCAGUGUCAUCACAGGAGGAGAGUGGGAAGGUUGAUCUUGAUGAUCAGCCGUCAGUCUCUGGCUUGAAGGAUCAAGGGAGGAGCCAAUCUGUUCCUGGAGGAGAGAUGAUGGAUGCUGCCGAGGUUUCUGGUGUUAGGAGCCGGAAGAGGAGAGAUGCCAUCAACAAAAAAGCCAUCGGGAUGGCUUCCCACAGUAACAACAAUGGAGGCACUGCGAAGAAUGCAGCGUCUGCCGGACCUUGGAAGUGGAAAAGGAGGAAGGUUGAUGAUGCAGAGGCAAACAAAGUGGAUGAUCAGGUCUGCGAGCAGUGUGAUAGCGGGCUGCACGGGGAUGCCAUGCUGCUGUGCGACCGCUGCGACAAAGGGUGGCAUCUGUACUGCUUGUCGCCCCCGCUCGAGAGUGUGCCUCAUGGGAACUGGUACUGCUCGGACUGCAUGAACUCCGAUAGCGAUUGUUUUGGAUUUGUCGAGAGGAGGAAGACCUGUUUGCUUGAUGCUUUCCAGCGGUUCGAUGAGAAGGUUAAGAGGAGGUGGUUUGGGCAGAGGCAUCCCAGCCGUGUUCAGGUCGAGAAGCAGUUUUGGGAGAUUGUGGAGGGGAGGGCAGGGGAGCUGGAGGUCAUGUAUGGGAGUGACAUGGACACUUCGGUUUAUGGGAGCGGGUUUCCUCGCCUUGGUGAUCCGGUGCCACCGUCGGUGGAUCUGGAGAUGUGGCAGAAGUAUUGCUCGAGCCCAUGGAACCUUAACAAUUUUCUAAACCUGCCGAGUUCAGUUCUUCGGACUGUCCAGGAUAAAAUCGCUGGUGUAAUGGUCCCUUGGCUCUACAUAGGGAUGUUGUUUUCAUCAUUCUGUUGGCAUGUCGAGGACCAUUGUUUCUAUUCAAUUAAUUAUUUGCAUUGGGGCGAGCCAAAAUGUUGGUAUGGGGUCCCUGGAGCAGAAGCAAAUGCUUUUGAACUGGUAAUGCGCAAUACUUUACCUGAUCUAUUUGAUGCACAACCAGACCUACUUUUUCACCUUGUCACAAUGCUGAAUCCCUCAGUUUUACAAGUAAAUGGUGUUCCGGUUUAUAGUGUGAUGCAGGAACCUGGCAACUUUGUGAUUACUUUUCCCAGGUCAUACCAUGGUGGUUUCAAUUUAGGUUUAAAUUGCGCGGAGGCUGUUAAUUUUGCUCCUGCUGAUUGGCUACCUCAUGGUGGUAUUGGAGCUGAACUGUAUCGUAUGUACCGUAAGGCACCUGUUUUGUCCCAUGAAGAGCUUUUGUAUGUGGUCGCAAAGAAUGGUGUGAGCAGUGAAUCACUUUCCUACUUAAAAGGUGAAAUAGAAAGGUUAUUUCUGAAAGAGAAAAAAUGUCGAGAGGAGCUAUGGACUAACGGGACUGUCAAAUCCAGUCUAAUGCCAGCAAGGAGUAACCCAAAUUAUAUCGGAAGUGAAGAGGAUCCUUUGUGCGUCAUAUGCCGACAGUAUCUGUAUCUUUCAGCAGUUUCUUGCAACUGUAGGCCUUCUUCUUAUGUCUGCCUUGAGCACUGGAAGCACCUUUGUGAAUGCAGUCCAGAGAAGCAUCGCUUACUUUACCGCCACACCCUUGCAGAGUUGGGUGAUUUAGGUUGCGAGGUCAAGGCAGGGGAGAAUGUUAAGCAGUGCCCCUUCUUGCUUAAUGACAUCCCCGCACCCUUUAAAAAGGUUAAAGAUCGGUAUAUAUCAUAUGCACAACUUGCUGAGGAUUGGCUUUCAGAAUCUGAUCGUAUUCUCAAUAUGCCAUUCCUGGAUACUGCAUAUUCUACUGCCUUGGAAGCUUGUGGACAAUUUCUGUGGGGCGACCAUGACAUGGAUUCUGUCCGUAACAUGGCACUAAAAUUAACUGAGGCUAAGAAAUGGGUUCUGAGUGUUAGAAAUUGCAUUUCGAGAAUUGAUGAGUUUUUGCUCUGCAAACAUAAGUUUUCGGAAAAAGUGAAGUAUGCGGAAAUCGAAAAAUUAGUUGCUGCAAGAUGUAAAUCAUUCUGUGAGCCUGGUCUUCCACAGUUGCAGGCCUAUGUAGAGAAAGGAAAGAUGAUGAUUAGUGAAAUAAACAUUGCAUUAUCAUCCGUUUUAACGGUUGAGCACUUGGAAACACUGUACUCACGGGCUUCAGAAUUCCCUAUUGAGCUAACAGAAACAUCAACAUUGUGUUGUGAAAUUUCUUUUGCAAAGUCUUGGUUGAAGAAAACAUGUGAUCUCCUUGAACAUAAUAGAGCUGGCACCAUUGACAUUGAUCUCCUAAAUACUCUAAAAUUAGAGAUGGUACAGCUCAGAGUUGUAGUUCCGGAAAUUGAACUUCUUUCAAACCUGUGGAAAGAAGCUGAAUCAUUGAGAAGGCGGUGCCAAUCAUAUCUCCAAGACUCCCCUGUUCUAAAGGAACUGGGGAGUUUUCUCCUUGCGUUGGAUGGUACUAAGUUCAGUAUUCCAGAACUGAAUCUUCUUAAGCAACAUUAUUCAGGUGCUUGCUGCUGGGCAAGUCUUGUUAAUGGCAUACUCAGAAAACUUUUUGAAAGGAACGACUAUCACAACAUUGUUGAGGAGUUGACAGGCAUCGUAAGGGACGGGAAAUCACUGAGAGUAAAAGUCGACGAACUGCCAAUUGUUGAAAAAGAAUUAAGGAGGUCCCUUUGCAGGAAGCAAGCAUGCGAGGCCCUUGCAACACAAAUGUCCAUGGAUUUUAUUGAAGAAAUACUAACACAAGCCUCCAUAUUAACUAUUGAAGAGGAACUGCCAUUUGUUGAUCUGUCCCAACUGCUAAAAAAUGCCACUGCUUGGGAACAAAAGGCCCGACUUAUGCUUGAGCAAUCAGCUUCUCUCUCUGAGUUUGAAGACCAUAUUCGGUGCGCAGAGGAUAUACAAGCUAUCCUCCCGUCUGCACCAAAUAUGAAAGCACAGAUUGUUGUAGCCAGGUCGUGGAUGGACAAAUGUCAGGCCUAUCUGAGACCUAGAUGUGAUGAACUUGGGCCUGUACUUAAAGUUGAUGACUUGAAGGAUUUAAUCUGUCGGCCAGCAAGUAUGAGAGUCAUUCUCGACACUUCAGCACUUAAUUCUGUUCUCAGUGAAAUUGAAAAGUGGGAACACAAUUCACUAAGUCUGUUGAUCAAUUUAAGAACCCUACUGCAUUUGAAUAUGGUCGGCUCUACAAUUGACCCACUUGAAAGAAAUUUGGAGGAGCUGCAAAAUAAAAUCAGUGGAGCAAUAGAAAGUGGAUUAUCUCUUGGUUUCGAGUUAAAGGUUCUUAAUGAACUGAAAGAUUGUUUGCUGACAGUUGGAUGGAUGUUGAGAGCACUGUCCUUCUGCUCCAGGAUUCCCUUGUUAGAGUUAACCUUUCAGCAUGUUGAUAGAGCAACUGAAGAAGCUGUCAACAUUCCUGCCUUUUUGUUAAAAUGCCCUUUAGCAACACUGUUGAUGAGCGGAUUAUCUUGGCUAAGAAAAGCACUUGUUUUGCUUCUGGAGUCUGAAAAGUCUGUAAAACCUAAAUUGGAAAAUGCUGAAAAUAUUCUAGCAGAACAUCAGAAAAUUGCUGUUCCUUAUUCUAUAAUGACCGCUGAGCUUGAAGAUGCUAUAAGCAAACAUAAGUCAUGGACAGAGCAAUGUCAUGCUUUCUUUAUGUUGCCCGAUUACCAAUCUUGGGCUGGACUACUAAGGCUUAGAGACAGAGGCCAGUCCGUUGCAUUGGAUUGUUGUGAAAUGGAUAGGGUUGUUCUUGAUAUUAAAAAGAUUGAUGGGUGGUUCAAUCAGUGUCGCUGUACUCUGUCGGCAGAUGUCAAUGAUAAUGGUUCUUUGCUCUUCAUUCUUCAAAAGAUCAGCGGAUCAUUGGACAAUGCUUCUAUGCUAUAUGCCGAUGAUUGUAAGAAGAAAGAGUUCUGUGUCAUCUGUUCAUGUGAUGUGGGUGAUGUUGUAGCCUCUAGAUGUGUAAUAUGUCUAGACUGGUACCACAGCUCUUGUGUGGAAUCACUGCUUGCUUCUAAACAAAUGUCCAGCGAAUGUAUUUGCCCAUUUUGUUUCUCUCUAGAAAGUGGGGAUCCAUUAGAGAAAGGAAUACAAGAAAGGAUUUCUAAAGGGAACCGUCCUGCUCUUAGUGCACUUACUGAACUUGUCAGUUCCGCAAAGGGUUUCUACAAAGGAAUCGAGGAGUUGGAUUUGUUGGAAGAGAUUACAAAGAAGGGUUGUGGCUUGAAGUCCUAUUUGAUGCAAAUUUUGCAUGACGCGGAUUCUUACCACGGAGAAGAUCUUAGUGUGAUGUGCAAACCUCUUGUAGUUGCUCUAAAGGCAACAUCAGCUGCUGGCUUAUAUGAUCAGCAAAUCAACAACAACAUUGAGGUGAUAUUGAGCAGAUAUUCGUGGAAGAAACAUAUUCAUAAUAUCUUGUGUGGUGGAAGACAGACAUCCAUCCAACAUGUAAUGCGCCUUCAUAAAGAGGGUUCGAAUUUAGAGAUAUCUGGUGAAGAUUUCUUCAAGUUGGAGAUAUGUAAAAUAAAAGAAACCAGUCAACAGUGGCUCAUCAAAGCAGAAAAGGCUGCGUUUGAUUGUGGUGAGCUUCCACUUGAUCUUGUAUAUGGGCUUAUUACUGAAGGGGAGAACCUAUCUGUAGAUGUUGAGAAGGAACUUAAGUUGCUCAGAGAUCGGAGCAUCCUUUACUGCAUUUGCCGUAAGCCAUAUGAUAACAGGGCCAUGAUCGCCUGCGACCAGUGCGACGAGUGGUAUCACUUUGACUGCAUUAAUGUGUGUGGACCCCCUCAGGAAACAUUUCAUUGUCCUGCUUGCUGUCCUAACAAUGGUGAAGUUUUUAUAUUGCUCCCACGGCCAGCCAGCGAGGAAGAUAGAGCAAGCAUCGAAGCAGGACCUCACACUCCUCCAGCAUCUUGUGACAAGUUGGAAACUGUGGAGGCUAACAAGUGUAGCAACAGUAAUUCGCGGAAGAAAUCCGAGGUUAGGGUAGAUUUAGUGAAAUUUCUGCGUCAGGAUAGCGAGCUAGAUAAGACGUGGCGGGAAAACAAAAAGGUCCUCCACAGAACGGCCAGAAGACGCAGCAACUUAUUAUGACGUUCCCAAAACAUUCCCUGUUUUUAGCAUGUACAAGCCUCUUCAGGCUAUCUUUUUUUUUUUCGAUUCUUUCAUGUAAAAAAGCUGAUGGAAAGUCAAUUUCUGAAUAUGGUGGGUUUGCGUUGUCAUUAUCGAACUUGCUAUCAGUUGUAGCUAGUCAGAAAAUAGUUGCAUUUUCCUUGCUUUUAGUGGUUAGUGGUGGUGUUGUGCUAGUUUUUCCUUCUCCACUGAUCAACAUUUCAUUAAUGUUAACAGUUGACAUCACGGCCAUUGUACAUGUAAAGCUUCAACACCAUACCUGAUACUCCCUCUGUCUUUAAAAAGAUGUCUCAACUUUGUCUA
Molecule: messenger RNA, 6077 nt
Organism: Lolium perenne
Lineage: Eukaryota; Viridiplantae; Streptophyta; Magnoliopsida; Poales; Poaceae
Product: lysine-specific demethylase JMJ17
Biological process (GO): regulation of gene expression; chromatin remodeling
Cellular component (GO): chromatin; nucleus
Molecular function (GO): DNA binding; histone demethylase activity
Source: RefSeq, a predicted model, not a curated record